AUGGCGUCUGCGUUACCCACCUCACUCAAGAAAAAGUCCGGACAAGGCAAUGAUUUGAACAUUGACGACUUUCUCAGCCUCUUGCCCUCUUUUGGCAAAGCUCGUGCCCCAGAUCCAGACCAGGGCGAUGACGCCGGGACCGCCAGCCGACGUCUCAGCCGCUCCAACAGCAUGCGGUCUGGCGCUGGCUCUCCCGUGCGGAAAACUCCCAGCGGCUGUAUUACCUACACCGUUCAGGCCAACGAUACCUUGCGCGGCGUCGCCGUCCGUUUUGGCAUGGCACCCGGGGAAGUUCUUCUCCUCAAUAAGCUCAGCGGCUCUUACGUCUAUCCCGGUCAAACCUUGUUUGUCAAAGACCCAGAAAGCCAGGAGGCUGUCAACUACAUCCCCGCCACUGCUCCUGACAAACGCGUUUCACCUCGCAGCUCAACUGCCGAUUAUGUCCAGAGUCGGCUUCGGCAGCCUUCCAUGUCACGGGUUGCACGCCGCUUUGCCGGUCCCAAGAUCGACCCUACCCUCGUCUCUAUCACCCCCAUGCCCCAAAACUACCUCGCUGACCUCACCCUAACCCCGAUUGAGUACUUUCGCGAAGACGCCGUGCGCCUGCACUGCAUGUACUUUACGGACGGGGAAGGGAUUAUUGCCGGUACUCUCUCCAUGGAUACGCACCUCGUCACCUUUCUCCCCGAUGUCAGCGACCUCGUCCGAGAGCUGGGGGCUCAGCGUUUUUCCUUCCAACUCAGUAUGUAUUCCCCCUUGUUCCGAGGCGAAGCGCUCCGCACCCGGAUUUCCUCUGCCUACUCACCGGUUUCUUUGCGCACCACCGCCUUGGCCUAUCCCAAUGGAUCACUUCGCCACAUGGCUACGUCGCAUGUGUCAUUAGACACGGAAGACUUGUUAUUACCGCGCUCACAGACGGCUGCGCCCGAGUUUCGUCCCCAUCAUUUGGACCCUGCCGGGCGCCACCAUGCCCACUUGCAGGAAGACUUGCGACGCACGAUUCGAUUGCUGGGUGAAGAUUCUCCCUACGUUAUCCAAGCAAAGGCAACCCUUGGCGACCCAGAAACCGAUGGCGGCAACUUGACAGAGGACGAACCAGACGAUUCAGAAGAUGGUCAGGACACUGAGGACACAGCAAACCCAGACGAGGCCCUGGCCAGACUAGACGCCGCCCAAGAAAAGCAUGAGCAAGCGAUGACUGCCGCUGCCAACGUCUCGCUCACAGCAGUCAGCGAUCAAACUGAAGUAGCCAGUGUGGUCACGCCUUCCAAGGCUGAUUCAACAUCGGACAGCCUAGCCACGCCCGCGACCCCAGCUUCCGCUCUUGAAGCAAGCGCCGAACAGGCUUUGCCGGAGCCGGCGCCUCACGGUGACGCUGCGGCAUCAGCUGAGGCUACCGCGUCUGGAGGCGACGCCGCAACCGCCGCCUCAGCCUCCGCUACUGCUGAGGCCAUCGUGGAGGCGGCGGCCUCGGGCCAAGACACAGAGACAAGCGCUGUCGCCGGUGAAACUGCAAAGGCGGCCAAUGUCACCGCCAUGCUCAAAACACCCGCCGCUCGGCCGACUCGCCGGCGGUUGCGCUCCAACGAGGACGAGGACUACCCUCUCUACAUCUGCCUUCGUCAGCAACUCGUCUUUGGUGAGCCCCCAACUGCCGGAACCGUUGCUCAAUAUUGGCUUGGCGUGAGCCGGGGUCGCCUUGAACCUGCCUUCCAGUAUCUUGAGCAUACCACCAAGGUUGCCGUGGCCCACAACAACUCUUGGGAGGUGGUCGAACACGAGGAAAUGGCCCCAACGGAACAGCAGCGCCUUAAUAUGAUGCUCAGUGUGCCGAAGAUCAAGUCCAAGUUCUUGACCCCCGACAUGGUUGAGGCCGUCGCCCAGCAUUUGCCCAGCUGGCAGCGCCUGUUGGACUGGAAAAUGAUUUAUUCUACCUAUCGCGAUGGCAUCAGCCUGGGAACUUUGUAUAAGAACGCCGAUCAACACCCCGGGGCCUCGCUUUUGUUUGUGCGAGACACAGCUGGUCACAUUUUUGGCGCGUAUACCCCCGACACGUGGCACCCCAGUGAAAACAAGUUUUACGGCUCAGGCAAGGCGUUUGUCUUCAAGCUGAAGCCGACCAUUGAGAUGUAUAAAUGGACGGGUGCCAAUCGUUAUAUCAUGAUGGGUGCUCAUGAUAACAUUGUUGUGGGUGGUGGCGGCGGCACCUUUGCUAUCUGGAUUGACGGCGACUUCAACCGUGGCAGCUCACAGACCUGCACUGCGUUCAACAAUCCGCCCCUGGCUAGCGGCGAGCAGUUUGAGGUGCACGACGUUGAGGUCUGGGCCUUCAACUCCAUGUAAAUUGCCUCUUGGCUGAGUCCUUUUUUGGCAAUAUCGCUCAAUGAAUCAUCUCAUUGCAAGCCUGAUGCUUGCUCCAUUUCCUGCCCUGGCGGCGUCCCUGUAUAUUCUGAAGCUGUUGUUCGAAGUGUUGACACCCUGAUAUCGUGAUGUGUGAGUCAAGUACAACAACUCUUUCGUUCUGCUUUUUUUUUGUAAUAAAUUUAUGUCGGAUAUCGUCC
Monosiga brevicollis MX1 is the source of this 2561-nucleotide messenger RNA. RefSeq lists its product as uncharacterized. NCBI's taxonomy places the organism in Eukaryota, Choanoflagellata, Craspedida, Salpingoecidae. Bases 1 to 2343 code for a protein of 780 amino acids. Gene Ontology annotation, cellular component: nucleus. The record is from RefSeq and is a predicted model, not a curated record. Gene Ontology annotation, biological process: response to oxidative stress. The transcript has 6 exons.